AAUAUCUAAGGGGUUUCGUUAAGGGAAAUUUGUUUUAAUUUUAAAUAAGUGAAAUGGAGUCCACAAUGAUGCGACUAUCAGUGCUGUUAAUUAUUUUAUUGGAGGGAUCUUCGGCCGUCAUUUAUAAGUUAAAUGUAAGUGAAUAUAAGAAGAUGCCACCGUUGUACGCGAUGGAUGACUACGAGGCGUGCAUGGCGGACACGGGAGGCACCUACUGCUUGGUCGACUUCAACCUGAGGGCCGGGAAGAAUCCUGACCUCAUGAGUAUGAUACAGGGAUAUUCUGACUACAAAAUGAAACACUUCAAUCACACACAAAUACAUCGAGGGGUGUGUUUAACAAUAACAUGUAAAGAUUACAGAGUCCCUAACGCUAACGGGACAGAGGCCCUACAGGAGUCCCUUGAGGGAUGCCUCAACAAUUCUAUUUUCCUACAGUACGGACUUGAAGGGUCGAUAGAUAAUAUUAAUUAUUGUGAUAGAGAAGGCGAAACGAUCCCAAUAGACACUGGUGAUAUAGUCAUGGCUGUGGUUUAUUUACUUAUUAUAGUGCUCAACGUUGCCGGAAGCUGUUACGACGUCUUGUUAUUCAAUAAAGAGGAUAAAACAGGAAAUCCAUAUUUAAUGGCGUUCUCGUUACGAAGAAACUGGGCCAGGCUGACAGCACCGGCUUACAACGAAGAUCAAGAUCCUCGAUUAGAAAGACUGAAAUUAUUUCAUGGAUUAAGAACCAUGACGAUGCUGUGUGUAUUCUUCUCGCACACAGUCCUUAUAAUGUCCUACUCCUACGUGGACAACCCGCUUUACAUCGAAAACGCAUACGAGGACCCGCUGAAGCAGAUCCUGUUCAAUGGCACGCUGGUGACACACACGUUCUUCGUGAUGUCGGCCUUCCUGCUCGCCUACAACUUCCAGAUGCACGCCGAGAAGCACGCCGUCAGCUGGCUGCAGUUCCCCAAGGGAAUCCUCUUGAGGUGCCUCAGACUGAGCCCAGUGUACGCGCUCAUGCUGUUGUCGGUGUCGACGUGGCUGCGGCGCGCGGGCGGCGGCCCGCUGUGGGCGCGGCUGGUGCGCGGCGAGGCGGCGGCCUGUCGCCAGUACUGGUGGGCGCAGCUGCUGUACCUCAACAACUACGUGUACGGCGACGCGCUCUGUCUGCCGCAGACCUGGUACCUGGCGGCCGACACGCAGUUGUUCUGCCUGGGCCUGGCGGUGUGUCUGCUGGCGCGCAGCGGCCGGGGCCGGGCGCUGCUGCUGGGGGGACUGUUCGCCGCCGCCAUCGCCAUCGUGGCCGGACACACCUACUUCCAGGACCUCGACCCGGUCGUUAUACAGUCGCCGGAGAAGUACCGCAACAUGUACGCGACGGACCCCACGUUCCGCCUGCUGUACAUCCGCGGCCACACCAACAUGUCCACCUACAUCCUGGGGCUGGCCGGCGGCUUCCUCGCCUACCACCUGCACGGCAAGGACAUGCAGAAGUAUAAGCGGAAGUUCCGCGUGCUGGUGUGGCUGGUGUUCCCGGCGGGGCUGGCCAUCAUCCUCUCCGGCGGCAUGUUCUACGGCUCGUGGCGGGCGCCGGCCGCCGCGCGCCUGCUGUACGCCGCGCUCUACAAGCCCGCCUUCCAGACCGUCAUCAUCACCCUCAUACUCGGCUGCAUCUUCAAGAUUGAAACGGUGUACCGCGGGCUGGUGGAGUGGCGCGGCUGGGCGUGGUCUGGGCGCGUGUCGUACAGCGCCUUCUUCAUCCACACGCAGUUCCAGCGCGCGCUCGUGGGCGCGCAGCUGCAGCCGCUGCACAUGACCGACUACUAUGUGAUGAUGAUCCUGGCGGGGACCAUCUUCCUGACGUACCUGUGCGCGUGCGCAGCCUGGCUGCUGCUGGAGGCCCCCGCCGCGGGAGUGGUCCGCGCGGUACUAAACCGUACUGACAGACAGACAGGACAACACGACACUAAAGUGUAAAUAUAUGGCAUAUAACAUUA
Messenger RNA from Trichoplusia ni (cabbage looper), 1984 nucleotides. Its product is annotated as nose resistant to fluoxetine protein 6-like. Lineage: Eukaryota; Metazoa; Arthropoda; Insecta; Lepidoptera; Noctuidae. The record is from RefSeq and is a predicted model, not a curated record. The transcript has 12 exons. The coding region runs from base 54 to 1964 and encodes 636 amino acids.